Sclerotinia trifoliorum is the source of this 4206-nucleotide messenger RNA. Lineage: Eukaryota; Fungi; Ascomycota; Leotiomycetes; Helotiales; Sclerotiniaceae. The record is from the annotation of a GenBank genome assembly.
UGGAUUAUCAAGCCUAAUCCUAGUGCUAACCGAUAAAGCCACCCGCCGCACGAGGCUACUAUCAAUAGCAUAAGAGCAUCUGCGAUACAUCAAAAUCAUCAUCAUCUUUCAACACAAUAUUUUCAAGAUAAUUAAUUGAUAAUUAGUUGAUAAAUAUGGCAGAUCAACAACCGCCACCGCCCCCUGGGCCAGAUGCUCCCGAUAAAGAGAAGAUGGAACAGGUAAAGAAAGCUAUUUUAUAUGUUGUUAUAUGCACCUGAGAUCUCCAUGGCUAAUCUUUAUAACUACAUCAUAGAUUCGACGCCGCCGCAUGGAGAAGUUAUCUGGUUCCGCAACUUUGAGUUCUGAAAAGAUUUCCGACUCGAGCGUAAAUGCUGCAGCAUCUAUUUCUACCCCACCACAAACUACAACGAAGGAUAAUGCUUCUUCAUCGGUUCAGCCGGUAGUUAAACCCGCGAUCAAUAUCAAACCAGCGAAUGCUACUCCUCCGCCAGCUACAAAUCCCUUCGCAAAGUUGGGCGCGGGGGCAAGCUCUAUUGGGAAUACAUCGUCUGUAAGAACUGAUCCUCCACAACAUGUUCUAGGCAAGCGAUUCAGAACUAAAUCAGAAAUACAGACAGCUUCGCGCCCAUCCACGCGCAAACCUAAUAUCACGGAAGAAUCUCUAGAGGCAUACGAGGAUCGGAUUCUCGCACACAUCUUUCGAGUUACUCUAGAUCCCAAUCAGCGCACAGAUGCGUCGAAUCAUAAACUUAUCUUUUUGCCAGAAUUGAGAAAGGAACUCGAGGAGGAAAAUGCCGAGAUUAGAUUGUCGACCGGGAAGCUUGAUAGUGCUAUUAUGGAAGCUUGCUCUUCAAUCACACACAGUAAAUCCGUAUUCGAUUACUUAUUGCCAUGUUGGAAACGAAUCAUAAAGGCUUCCAAGGGAUUGCGGGGCUAUGCGGGGCAGAAGGAUGCGGUUCUCAAAGAAGCCAAACGCUUAUGUAUGAGCUAUUGCAUCUUUGCGGCCGAAAUGCCUGACAUUUUUCAGUUUGUUUCCCGGGUUGGACGUUUUCAUAUUUAACUAACAUUUUAUAGACGAGAGCCCAAUCCAACUACAGAUGUUCUUACUCCUUACUUUUUACUGGAGCCUGGUGAAGACAAGGGUGUUUGCCCUGACUUUCUCGAGGAAGUUGUAUCUCGCUUCGGAGAGGAUGAUAUGGCAAAGUCUAUGAUCAUUAAGGCAUUUGUAGGCAUGAGUAGUCAGCUAUCCAACAUGACUAUGAAUGACGUUUAUAAACCCUAUAUUCAUGUAAGAAACGCCAAAUUUUAGAAUCAGCAACUAGAACUAAUUUCGUUUGUAGGCCUUUAAAUUACUGACCCAGUUCAAUCCAAUCACGACAGCUAUUGCCGAAUCUCCAUUAUUCCAAAUGGCUGUGUCAGCAAAUACCAUUGAGAGAUAUACGCUACUUGGCCCCUUCUUCAGAAUAUCUCCUUUGCAACUGGAAGUUACUAAGGAGUACUUUGGUUCACCGAAGACAAUGGAUAAGCGACACAUUGCCACAUCUCAGGAUGCGUUACGGUUGACAUUGCAAACCCACCAGAAGGAUUUACUAGAUAUCAUUAAUCAUUUUGUUCGGGCGAGUCCUAUUGCCAAGAACAAGACAUUGGAUUGGUUUGCCUACAUUGUAAAUCAAAAUCACAAGCGCCGAGCACUCCAGGUAGAUCCAAAAGAAGUCUCUUCUGAUGGUUUCAUGCACAACGUCACUGUGGUUUUGGAUGGUCUCUGCGAACCAUUUAUGGAUACCACGUUCUCUAAGAUUUCGAAGAUUGAUAUCGAUUACUUACGGCGUGCGCCUAGGGUAGAUAUUAAGGAUGAGACGAAGUUGAAUGCCGAUGAGAAGGCUUCUGAGAAAUAUUAUGAGGCAAAUGUUUCUGGCACUUCUAAUUUCAUCUCUGAGGUCUUCUUUUUGACGUUAGCUGCCCAUCAUUAUGGUAGUGAAGCUCUCAAUGCUACCCAUAAGAGUUUGGAGAAGGACAUUAAGUAUAUUCAAAAGCAAUAUGCUGCAAUCGAGGCAGAACGUGCCAAAAUUGCUCAGGUAAGUCAAGCAAUUAGACUCGGAAUCUUCAAAAUUCAUUGCUAAUCAAACCCAGGAUCCUCGAGCUGCUGCUAUAAUUGAUCUGAGGCUUAAGAGAAUUAAUGAGGUCUUAGAAAAUGCGAUGUCAAAGAGAAUGGCUAUCGAGGGUGUUCUUUCUGACAAACCUAUGCAAGCAAAGUCUUUGAUCUUCAUGAGAUACGUGACUGUCUGGCUUUUGAGAAUCGCCACGGAGUCGAAUUAUACUCCUAGUCAAACCAUUAAGUAUGAUUACGCACCCAUUCGAACUUAUUUCUCGCACAGCUAACAAAAAUAGAUUGCCUUUGCCAUCAACACCCCCUGAAGCCUUUGAUUAUCUUCCGGAAUAUGUUCUCGAGGACAUCAUUACCAACUUUAACUUUAUCAUACGGUUAGUUUUCUCAUCCUAGGUACUACAGGAAAUUUUCUAAUCUGUUUGUAGAUUCAUCCCUGAUGUUAUGAUUUCAGCUGUUGGCGAUGAAAUCAUUGCACUCAGUAUUACUUUCUUGACAAAUUCUGAAUAUAUCAAAAACCCAUACCUGAAAGCAAAGCUUGUAUCAUUACUUUUCGCUGGUACAUGGCCAGUGUAUCAUCGUACGAAAGGUGUUUUGGGUGAUGUUUUGAUGGGAUCACAAUUCGCUAAUGACCAUUUGCUCCACGCAUUGCUUAAGUUCUAUAUUGGUAGGUUAGAUUGUGAUGCCAAUUUCUAAUGAUGCUAAUGAUUCUUAGAAUGUGAAUCCACUGGAGCACACACUCAAUUUUACGACAAAUUUAAUAUUCGAUACGAGAUUUUCCAAGUCAUCAAAUGCGUAUGGCCGAACGAUGUUUAUAGGCAACGCUUGAUGCAAGAGAGCAAGUAUGUAUACGCCGAUAAACCUGAAGGUGUUAACUAUACUAACACCACUUAGAACCAAUACAGAAUUCUUCUUACGAUUCGUCAACCUUUUGCUGAAUGAUGCUACUUUCGUUCUAGAUGAGGCUCUUACAAAGUUUCCAAAGAUUCAUGAUCUUCAAGUCGAACUCAGAAAAGAAGCAGAAGAACCUACCUUGAGUACCGAGGAUCGAGAGAAGAAAGAAAAUGCGUUACGCGAGGCUGAAGGUCAAGCACAAUCCUACAUGCAGUUGACGAACGAGACCCUCGCUAUGAUGAAAUUAUUCUCUUCUACUCUGAGCGGUUCAUUUACCAUGCGGGAAAUCGUUGAUCGUGUUGCAGCGAUGCUGAAUUAUACACUUGAUACUAUUACUGGGAGUAAAUCAACGAACUUGAAGGUCGAGAAUUUGGAGAAAUACCAGUUCAGACCACGAGCUUUCCUGAGCGAUUUUGUGGAAAUCUACAUUAACCUUGGAGUAUCUGAAUUAUUCGUGGAAGCCGUAGCUAGAGAUGGUCGUUCUUAUAAGCCCGAAAAUUUCGACAGCGCUUCCCGAAUCUUGACACGUUACGGACUCAAAUCCCCGGAGGAUCUGAAUGCUUGGGAACUUCUUAAGGCUCGAUUCAAGACAGCUAAGGAAAUUGAUGAUCAAGCUAACCUUGACAUGGGUGAAAUUCCCGACGAAUUCCAAGAUCCGCUUUUGGCAGAACUUAUGGAAGAUCCAGUUAUGCUACCUAUUAGUAAACAGAUUGUGGAUAGAAGUACGAUUAAGAGUUACUUGUUGAGUGAUGAGAAAGAUCCAUUCAAUCGUACGCCCUUGAAGAUUGAGGAUGUGAUUCCAGUUCCGGAAUUAGCUGAGAGAAUUAGGGUCUGGAAAGAGGAAAUUAAGGCGAGAAAGCGAGCAGAGAGAGCUGCUGCUGCUGCCGAGGCAGACGCGGCUUCAGCGGAUGUUAUGGAUACGUCGGCGUAGUAUCAUUGCAUGAUUUCUAUAUGAUGUGAAGGGUUGGGUGGGAUAGGAAAAUGGAAAUGGAAGAAUUUCUAUACAUACAUAGGGUGCAUUAAAUUAGGACUGUGUUUUUCAUUCAUUGUCUUUUUUUGUUCAUUCGGGAAGGAAGGCAAGCAGACAGGCAAGCAGGAAGAUAGGCGUAUUGAGUUUGGGAAUGGGAUUAAACGAGGGGAGGGGUUUUGAUUUUUUGUGUAGAGAAUGGAAGAUCAAUGAAUGAAUGAUUGAAUGAUUGCAUUGU